This is a messenger RNA of Trifolium pratense (red clover), 2135 nucleotides long. Its product is annotated as inositol transporter 1-like. NCBI's taxonomy places the organism in Eukaryota, Viridiplantae, Streptophyta, Magnoliopsida, Fabales, Fabaceae. Gene Ontology annotation, molecular function: myo-inositol:proton symporter activity. The record is from RefSeq and is a predicted model, not a curated record. Gene Ontology annotation, cellular component: membrane. The transcript has 6 exons. Gene Ontology annotation, biological process: transmembrane transport. Bases 447 to 1949 code for a protein of 500 amino acids.
AGAAAAAAAAUUAAAGUCGUAAUUAGAUGGGAUUAUUAUUGAUAUGAUCGAGUAUGAUUGAGAGAGAGAUCCCGUAAGAAGUGUGCCAGCUGGGUCCUCCUCCUCUCGUGCCAAAAUUGAACUGCCUACCUAUAUCUGCCUGCCACCACUGCACUUCCAGCCACCCAUUUUCAUGUUUCAUUUUAUUUAUUAAUAUUUAUUUAUUUUCAUUUCAUUUUCAUUUUCUGUCUGUCUCUCUAUAUAAUAUAAAUAAUAAAAAAAUAGGUUACUGCUGCUCUCUCUGUUCUGUUCUGUGCGAGUCCACUCAAUUCAAUCAUCAAUCAACUGUAAUUUAUUUUUGUUCAUUCAAAUUCCUUUCCAAUUAUUAUUAUUAGAAUAAUCGGAAGGAAUUUGAGUGAGUGAGUAAUCAUCAUCAGAAUAAUCAGAAGAAUCAGAAUCAGAAUCAGAUGACUGUACCGAUAGCUAUGCAGUCGACUCCGGGAAGUUCAGGUUACUUGGAUAUGCAUCCUGACCGUAAGAUGUCCUUUUUCAAGAAUCCUUACAUUCUUGGUCUCGCCGCUGUCGCCGGCAUCGGUGGUCUUCUCUUCGGCUACGACACCGGUGUUAUAUCAGGAGCUCUUUUGUAUAUUAAAGAUGAUUUUGAGGAAGUUCGCAACAGUAAUUUUCUACAGGAAACAAUUGUUAGCAUGGCAAUUGCUGGUGCAAUUGUUGGUGCCGCAUUUGGUGGUUGGAUUAAUGACGCUUAUGGAAGAAAGAAAGCCACACUCUUGGCGGAUGUUAUCUUUAUUCUUGGAGCAAUUCUCAUGGCUGCAGCCCCUGAUCCUUAUGUUCUCAUAGCAGGACGUCUUCUCGUUGGUUUGGGUGUUGGCAUAGCUUCUGUUACUGCUCCUGUUUAUAUUGCAGAAGCAGCACCCUCUGAAAUUAGAGGUUCAUUAGUCAGCACUAAUGUCCUCAUGAUUACGGGUGGACAGUUUAUUUCCUAUCUUGUUAAUCUUGCUUUCACCGAGGUUCCCGGAACAUGGCGAUGGAUGCUUGGUGUUUCAGGUGUGCCUGCACUUAUUCAGUUUGUUCUCAUGCUCUUCCUCCCUGAAUCCCCAAGAUGGCUAUUUUUAAAGAAUAGGAAAAACGAAGCUGUCGAUGUAAUUUCUAAGAUAUAUGACUUGUCUCGCUUAGAGGAUGAAAUUGAUUUCCUAACUGCUCAAUCCGAACAAGAGCGCCAAAGAAGGAGUUCUAUCAAAUUCUGGCAUGUUUUCAGAUCAAAAGAAACCAGACUCGCCUUCCUUGUUGGAGGAGGACUUUUGGCUUUUCAGCAGUUUGUAGGUAUAAACACGGUCAUGUACUACAGUCCAACAAUUGUUCAAAUGGCUGGCUUCCACGCCAAUCGGUUGGCUCUUAUUCUGUCCCUCAUAGUUGCCGGCAUGAAUGCUGUUGGAACAAUUCUUGGCAUUUACCUUAUUGACAACACAGGCCGGAAAAAAUUAGCCCUUUGUAGUUUGGGAGGAGUAAUUGUAUCCUUGAUAAUCUUGUGGCUAGCAUUUUAUAAGCAGCAAUCAUCUACAAAUGAAGUGUAUGGAUGGCUUGCAGUUAUAGGGCUAGGCCUUUAUAUCGGUUUCUUCUCGCCAGGAAUGGGUCCGGUGCCAUGGACUAUAAACUCAGAGAUAUAUCCUGAAGAAUAUCGAGGUAUAUGUGGGGGAAUGGCAGCUACCGUGUGUUGGAUUUCAAAUUUGAUUGUGUCAGAGAGCUUUCUUUCACUGGCGGAUGGUAUCGGUAUCGGUUCAAGUUUCUUGAUUCUUGCUGGUAUAGCUGUGGUGGCAUUUCUCUUUGUACUUCUGUAUGUUCCAGAGACUCAAGGAUUAACAUUUGAUGAAGUGGAGAUAAUAUGGAGGGAGAGAGCUUGGGGCAAGAACCCAAACACAGAAAACCUUCUUGAGCAGGGAAGUCAAUCAUAAGUAUUGGCAUGGUUAUGUGUCUUGUAUCAUUCAUUUAAGUACUUGCUUCAUUCCAUAAACACAUCUUGGUACUAUAUAUUGUUAUAUUUAUGAAUGUAUUUGCAUGUCACAUCAAAAUUUUGAUGUCACAUACGAUGUUUCUUUGGUGUUGGUAGGAAAAUACAUCUAUAAAUUAGUUUUUAAUUA